AUGGUUUUUCUACAUCGGCGCGCGGAGGUCAAAAAAACAUUCUAAGCUGGAUGGCGUCUAUGGGCGAUAUUGAAGGGCCAUUGCCUAGGCCGAUGACCUCCAUAGCACUUUGGAGGGGUGACCGCCGGCCAGCUCAAGUGGUCCAGGAAUCGCAGUUGGAGCGGGAACUUCAGCGAGCAGGUCAACAGGACGACAUUGGGACCUUAGCAUUUGAUGCAGAAUAUAGUCGAUGGUUAGAAGAACACAACAUACACAUUAAUGAGUUAAGGACAGCUGUCAAUUCACAUGCAAGUGAGCCUGAACUGCGAAGUAUUGUGGAUAAUGUCAAUGCACAUUACGAUGAGGUCUUUAGGGUGAAAGGAAAUGCAGCCAAGGCGGACGUAUUCCAUGUCUUGUCAGGGAUGUGGAAAACCCCUGCCGAGCGGUGUUUUAUGUGGAUUGGUGGCUUCCGCCCCUCACAACUUCUUGAGCUUCUAGUCAAUCAGUUAGAGCCUCUGACUGAGCUGCAGUUAGCUGGCAUUUACAGCUUGCAGCAAUCAUCUCAUCAAGCUGAAGAUGCUCUCUCACAAGGUAUGGAGGCGUUGCAGCAAUCCUUGGCGGAGACAUUAGUCAACGGAUCUCCUGCUACUGAAGGGUCAUCAGGAGAUGUAACUAAUUAUAUGUGUCGAAUGGCAAUGGCUAUGGGGAAACUAGGGACUCUUGAAGGUUUCCUGCGUCAGGCGGACAACCUGCGUCAACAAACAUUGCAACAUAUGCAUAGCAUAUUGACAACCAGACAAUCAGCCCGUGCUCUUCUUGCAGUAAGUGAGUACUUCUCACGUCUUCGAGUUCUCAGUUCUCUUUGGCUUGCCAGACCACGAGAGCAAUAAGUAUGACAUGCAUCGCAAUAUUGACAUGCAUCGCAAUAUUCUACUGAAACUCGAAUAUACUACUUUGAUACACUGGCCAGUGUAUGAGAUGCAUCUAAUUUGCUACAUGUAAAGUGGUAUUGUAUGUGCUUGUGGAAGUGCAAAGAUUGUGUUUUUUUUCUCUUGGUUUUGAGAAUGCCAAAAUUUUACUUUGUGAAUUAGGAACCAAUAAUGUACCUGUGUUUUUAGCUUUACAAGGAAAAAAGUUCAGUUAGGGAUUUUAAAACGUGCAAUAGGUAAUUAUUAGAUACUUUGAAAGUUUUAUGCUGAAACAAAUUAUAGCAUUUUAUCA
Messenger RNA from Solanum dulcamara, 1200 nucleotides. Its product is annotated as TGACG-sequence-specific DNA-binding protein TGA-2.1-like. Bases 51 to 869 code for a protein of 272 amino acids. Lineage: Eukaryota; Viridiplantae; Streptophyta; Magnoliopsida; Solanales; Solanaceae. The transcript is spliced from 4 exons. Gene Ontology annotation, molecular function: sequence-specific DNA binding. Gene Ontology annotation, biological process: DNA-templated transcription. The record is from RefSeq and is a predicted model, not a curated record.